This is a messenger RNA of Lates calcarifer (barramundi perch), 2905 nucleotides long. Its product is annotated as tissue factor. Gene Ontology annotation, biological process: blood coagulation. The transcript is spliced from 7 exons. Lineage: Eukaryota; Metazoa; Chordata; Actinopteri; Centropomidae. Gene Ontology annotation, molecular function: protein binding. The record is from RefSeq and is a predicted model, not a curated record. Gene Ontology annotation, cellular component: membrane. The coding region runs from base 267 to 1124 and encodes 285 amino acids.
UUGAAGAGAACAAAUUGUUAUAGAAACCCCCAUCAGCAGGCAGGCAAGUAGGAGGGAUCAGCAGGCAGAAGCAGGCGGAACCCUAAACAAUCCCCCUGUUCCCCCAACUGCAGUUCCCACACUCUGUCCCGCUGAACAGAAACCACACUCAGUUUGAACAGCUUCAACCCAGAGGAACAUCUGACGCUAUUUGCUACUUUUCCUGGAGUGAGAUAGUUUGAACACGAUCGAAGACCAAAGAAAGAAGGCUUUUGGAUUGAACUAACAUGGCAUCUCUGAAAACUGUGCUUUAUCUGGGAGUCUGUAUGAUUACUUGGAUCGCCACUACUGCAGACGACAACUUCGUGCCCAAAGCAGUUCACUGGAUGUCUCUGGACUUUAAAACCAUCCUCACCUGGACUACCACUGCACCUAACUGCACAUACACUGUCCUGUACUCGUGGGAUGAUGGUGACUGGAUGGAUUGUCAUGACUGCAACGAAGUGUCAGAAUCAGAAUGUGAUCUGACCAAUUACCUCAUACCCUAUGACAGGACCUACUCUGCUGACAUCAAAGCAAGACAUGUAACAAUGGACCAUAUCGAUGACCUUGGGGACUUACCUCACACUUUUUCCCGGCAAUUCAACCCCUAUAAGGAAAGUAACAUCAGUGCUGUGGAAUUCACUGUGGAGGCUGUAGAUGAGAGCAAAGUAACUGUCAACAUCACAAACCCUCUGACCAGUAUCCAUAAGCAUGGGAAGCAGCUCAGCAUCAGAGACAUUCUCAAAAAUGACCUUCAGUACAAGAUCAGCUACCACAAGUCUGGAAGUACAGGCAAGAAAGAGAUUAUAUCGGAGUCCAGUAUGGCAGAGGUGUCAGAGCUGGAUGCCGGACAGAGUUACUGCUUCAUGGUAGCAGCUUACAUUCCAUCCAGACCCAAAACCACCCAGCAGGGAGCCUGGAGCAAACAGUACUGUACACGUGGACACCCAGCACACGAGCUGAGUCUUGGAGCAUGGGUUGGUACAGUCUUCAUCCUGCUCACAGUCCUCAUCAUCAUUGUCACAGUGACAGUCCUCUGCUGCAGAUGCUGCCAGCAAAGAAGCAAAAUCCUCCACACAUCUCAGUCAUCAGCACCUGUUUAGUGUGUGUGUGUGUAUGACUGUAUGUGUGUGCAAGGUGUGGUGUGAUUUGUUGUUGUGGUGGGGUACUUGUCUAUCAAACACAGGGAGCUGGUCUCCUUUCAGUUUUCUAUCUUCUCCCUUUUUGCUCCUUUUUUGUUUAACAUUGCUAUACUGUUUGUAGUUUACUGUAGUAAAUUUCAAAAUUUAUUACGAAAGAGGACAUAUGCAGAUUGCUAUUGUUAGUACUCAUGUAAGGAAUCAUCUCAAAUUAUCAUAUGCGAACCACACAAACAAUUUCAACUCAAGAAUUGUGUCAGAAGGUAAUUAAGAAGAUUAGAUUGCAGACUAAAUGUAUAACAUUGCCUCACAGGAUUAUCCCCAAAUCUUACUUAUCUUCUUCUUUUAACCCAGUAUGGCUGUCCAAUUAACCUAAUUUACCUCUACCAAAUGUUUUUCAUAAUUUUAUAUUAUGUCAACUCAGCCUUCCCCUCUGCUCUGUCAGGGUUAAAUAAAAAUAACCAUUAUAAACAGAGCAAUGAAGCUCGUAAGUGGCGUCUGGUGCCCUGUGAAAUUACAUCAGCAAACUCAUCUCCUCAUCUAAUCUCCUCUACAAAUCCAUAUUCCACUAUGAAUUUAUUUUCAGAACUGAUUCAGAUUCAUUAUUCUUUUAUUUUUGUGAUAUAGCUUUUUUUGAUCAAAAGGAUGGAAAAGUAAAAGUAAAGUAAAACACAAAAAAUGUUUAGGAUCUCCAGAUCCUGUUAUUUUCCCUAACUCUCUUUUUAAUCAUGUUCAACAGUAAUGGUUAACAAUUUGCAUAAUUCACCAGCAACAGCAGGCAGCUGUUUCCAGAGAAAAAGUAAAAAGUCACUGUCCACUACCUGUUAAGCAGCAAACAGCAGACAGAGAUAAUCAGAGACUAGCAGUGGAGCAUUUGCCAGCUGGAGAGUCAUAUAAUUCCCUUAGAAGUUGUGAGACUCUAAAAACACAGCAAAAAGAGAGGGAAUAUUGGACUGAGAUUCAUCAGGUGAGACAAACAACACUCCAAAUGAGCGACUGUGUAGCUCUGUAACUGGAAAUAGCCAACUGUAAGCUAACAGCUUUUCUAUAGCCACAAGCUAAUAAGUCAAUGUGUUGUUUCAGGUGUUGUACUGCCCUCAAGUGGCUAAAACACUAUUAGAGCUAUAAGCUUUAAGCGACCCAUUAUGUUUCCUCUACAAAUUUGAUGGCUUGUUGAUUUGAGAAUGGGAGAUUAUUAUGUUGCUGCUUCACUGACAAAAUUUGAUGGUGAGAAUGGUGAAAAUUCCUCUGUCCUGUGUUAGCAUAAGCAGCAUAUACACUGACAUAAAUCAAAAAGAAGUAGAAGUGAGAGGAAGUAGAAAACUUGUAUAGGUGUGGCCUCUUAAAAACAAAGUAGACCACAUGAUGGCUUUACAGAGGAGAUUUAUUUCUUGAUUUUUCAAACACAGAACAUCACAUUUAGACAACAACAAACAUACACAUUAAUGUAUUAUCAUCAUAUUGUUUUUCAUCGUUUUAAAUGUAAUUUCACUCAACCAUUACUUUUAAAGUGCAUACAUCUGUAUCAUAGAAACCACACACACAGCAAAAAAUGAAAAGCUCCAGAUGCAACUUUACCUUCUGUCUUUUUCUGAACAGCUGGACUGCUUUCAAUAAUAUUCUUAUCAUGUCCACGUCUUAAUCAUGUAACAGAUAUUACAACCAGUAAGUAAAGAAAUACAAAAUGAAUAAAUGAAUAUGUUGGCUAUCACAAAUAAACAAGUGAAAUAACUGCCAUAAUAAAA